AUUGCAGAAGGAAUAACUCUUUAUGAACCAACAUUUACCAGUGACUGGAUCACCGUAGAAGCUCAAGAUGACAAUAAGUGUGAAUUCUACGUCCCUUUUCUGGAUGGUUUUAAAACAACAACCAGACCUGUCAAAGUAAUAGUUGAAGUAAAAGUCGAAGAUGAUGGAGAAUCGUUCAUCUUUAACGCUUUCGGUUCCUCACCACGAGAUGAUGACAAAAAUGAGGAAUAUGGCGGGGUUGUUUAUUUCUACAAUGCAAGUGGUGUGCUUAUUUUCUUGCCAAACAGGUAUCGUGGAGAUGAUGAUGGGAAAGCUGUAUAUCUAGGAAUAAAGGACGUUUGGUACCAACCAACCUCUCAUUCAAACGAGGAAGUUAAAAAUGAAUUUGUUGAUGCGGAAGUUCGAGUAAAGAUGUGGCGAUAUGACGAUUUGCCCCCACAGUACGAUUCUGGUUUCAUAUACACAAUAGAAUCAGGACAUCAAGAUAAAACUCACUUAGAGGUGCCCAUCAAUUUGACUUCAAAUCCAGAUAUGAUUGUAGUCCAAGCUGAACCAAUAACAAUUCUGGACGAAAUGCCGGGACUAAUUGCGGAAGGAGGCGGCGUUCCGGGAUGUCUUGGUUGUGGUGAACAAGCUGGUGGACUGUCAUUUGCAUACAACGCUUCUCAUGUUCGGCUAUGGGUUAAAUUGAACUAUCCGAUAACUAGUGCAGCAGACGGAUGGGGAGACGAAGACUAUCCAACUGAAUACCGUUUAAUGUCCUCGGAAGUGAAAGUCAGGAUUCUUGCCUGGACUUUUGACAAUGCAGUGAACACAUGUCAAUGGAAAGAAACAUUGACAACAGACAUUGCAGAAUCUGUACAAACAACUCCGAAGAUGAUAUUCACGCGUGAAGUGGUAACCGAAGCUUCUCUUGUGAUGGUGAAGAUUCGACCCGUGGAUGGUCCAAACGUAGGUUUCUCAUUUUAUGGCGCUGGUUCAGUAGUGACAUCCGGGAGCUAUGACGCAAGUAAAAGAUACACGGGUCUGGUGUUUGGCUACAACAAUUUUGGGGUGUACGUCUGGAGGGUCAAGCCUACCUCAAGAUCUUUUGUUUUUGAUAUCAGUAGUCCGUGGGGAGGCGGAAAAUAUAGCCAACAAACUAAUGACGUGGAGAUUGACAUUAUCGUUCUUGGAAAGAUGUCAAGAGAAAUUUACUGUCCAUCACUGAUUCCUCCUCAACAUGGAGGUCUCAUACAGAACACCUCUGUAGGUGGAACAGCUUACUUCUACUGCAAUCCCGGGUUUCAGUUAUCUGGUGGAGAUUCAAAUCUCACAUGUCUGGACAAUGGAACUUGGGUUGGAGAUCCUGUAAUUUGUUCUGAAAUAUUAUGUCCAGUAAUAGAAAAUCCAGAAAAUGGCAUCGUUACAUUGUCGAACAACAACUCCAUGACGAAUAUUGGGAUGUCUGGUGUUCCCUUUAACACUAUCGCUACAUUCUCCUGUAACCCCGGGUACUAUAUAGCGGCGUCUGUAUCUAUCUUCAAACGCACCUGUCUCGUAAAUGGAAGUUGGGAUGGGGCACCAUUCAGCUGCUCAGAAAUCCUGUGUCCAGAGCUUGAUGAGGCACCAAAUAGCACAAUUACACACAUAAACCGAUCUAUAAAUGGAACAGUGCGUUAUAAAUGCAACAAAGGGUAUAUUCUAGCAAACGGCAGUCUUCAGCGAAAAUGUACUUCUUAUGGAGAAUGGGAUGGAAGACCUCCAAAUUGCACAGCUUUAGGACAGUGCAUGUGUCCCUGUAAUAUGGUGCAUGAGCCAAAGUAUACAAACACUAGUGAUGAAGCACUGAUCAGAGAGAUCGAGAAGAUGCGAGAAGAACUUCUUGUUCUAGAAACUUCGGCUGCUCUGAGAAAAAAGAUAUCUGUGAAAGAUUUUCGUCCUUCUACCAAUGCUUCUGGGAGUGUUUGGGUGACACUUCUGUUAAUUAUGGCUGCUUUAAUAAUUGUUCCUGAUGUAUUAUCAGCUCUUAGAUAUGUAAAAAUUGUGUAUACAAGACGUCUUAUUUCUAGAGAAAUAAAAUAA
Saccostrea echinata is the source of this 2064-nucleotide messenger RNA. RefSeq lists its product as uncharacterized. The record is from RefSeq and is a predicted model, not a curated record. The transcript has 10 exons. The annotation marks the transcript as partial. NCBI's taxonomy places the organism in Eukaryota, Metazoa, Mollusca, Bivalvia, Ostreida, Ostreidae.